ACGUGCCAGUCCUUCACAAUUCCUUUUAUUUCAUCUCAUGAAACCACGUAAGCCACACUUGCAGCUGAUAAAUACUUCUACUGAGCUUCAGCCUGUGUGUGUUUGUGUGCAGCCCUCUGGUCCUGUAGCUUUAACAGAAAGGUACGUCCUGCAGGUUGAUAACCAUGAAAUAAGGCUGUACUGAAAAUGCACAGUGAGAGGCAGACUUCAGUGAAAUACUAUGUUGGAAUUGAUGUUGGAUCAGCAAGUGUUCGUGCUGCUCUGGUAGAUGAGUUUGGGACAGUAGUGAUGCACGCAGAGCAACCAAUACAGAUCUGGGAACCUCAACCAGACCACUAUGAACAAUCCUCUGCUGACAUAUGGGCUGCUUGUUGUGCAGUCACCAAGAAAGUCAUCUGUGAUGUUGAUGCCAGCCAGAUUCGAGGCAUUGGAUUUGAUGCUACGUGCUCCCUUGUUGUUGUGGAUAAACAGUUCCAACCUUUGGCAGUCAACUCACAAGGGCAAAACAACAGGAAUGUUAUUAUGUGGAUGGACCAUCGUGCAGUCAGUCAAGUAGACCGCAUCAAUGCAACGCAACACCGGAUUUUGAGCUACGUUGGGGGAGUGAUGUCUGUGGAAAUGCAGCCUCCUAAGUUGUUGUGGAUAAAGGAAAACUUACAAGAGUCGUGCUGGGAGAAGGCAGGCUACUUCUUUGAUCUUCCGGAUUUCUUAUCUUGGAAAGCCACAGGUGUCACUGCAAGACAGCAAGUGCUAUCCCAGCAAAGAACAGACCAAUGCAUAAAACUGUGGCAACUCUUAAAUAGGUCCUUAUGUACGCUAGUGUGCAAGUGGACGUACUCUUCAGAUGGAGGUUGGGAUGACAGUUUCUGGAAGAUGAUUGGCUUGGAAGAUUUGGUGAAGGACAAAUAUGAAAAAAUAGGAAACCACGUCUUGUCUCCUGGAGAGCCUGUUGGAAAAGGUCUAACGCCAGAAGCUGCAAAAGAACUUGGUCUCCCCGAAGGGAUUGCAGUAGCAGCAUCUCUCAUUGAUGCACAUGCUGGAGGACUAGGAGUAAUUGGAGCAGAUGUGAGAGGACAUAACCUGCCAUGUGAAAACCAGCCAAUUACAUCACGAGUUGCUCUGAUCUGUGGAACAUCUUCAUGCCACAUGGGGAUCAGUGAAACACCCAUUUUUGUUCCUGGUGUUUGGGGACCUUAUUUCUCUGCCAUGGUACCUGGAUUGUGGCUGAAUGAAGGAGGUCAAAGUGCUACAGGAAAGCUGAUAGAGCAUGUGGUCCAAGGCCAUGUUGCCUUCCCGGAAUUACAAUCCAAAGCUGCAGCCAGUGCUCAAAGUAUAUAUACAUACUUGAACAGUCACCUGGAUCUGAUUAAGAAAUCCUUGCCUGUGGGUUUCCUCACUGUUGAUUUACAUGUUUGGCCAGAUUUCCAUGGAAACAGAUCUCCCUUAACAGAUCUGACACUAAAGGGCAUGGUUGUCGGACUGACGCUGUCUCGGGGUCUGGAUGAACUUGCCCUUAUCUACUUGGCCACGAUUCAAGCAAUUGCUUUAGGAACAAGACAUAUUUUGGAAGCUAUGGAGGCUGCAGGCCAUCAUAUCAACACCCUGUUCCUGUGUGGUGGGCUGAGCAAGAACCCUCUCUUUGUGCAGAUGCAUGCUGACAUUACUGGCAAGCCUGUUGUCCUGUCCAAAGAAGUGGAGUCUGUUCUUGUGGGUGCCGCUAUUCUUGGAGCUUGUGCUUCUGGGGAUUUUGCAUCCAUACAGGAGGCCAUGGCAAAAAUGGGAAAAAUCGGGCGAGUCGUGCGACCGAACCAUGAGCACAAAAGAUUCUACGACAAGAAAUAUGAAGUAUUUUUGAAACUUGUGGAACAUCAGAGAGAGUAUCGCUCCAUCAUGAAAAGCUCCUAAUCCAGUGGCAUCCUCUUUGAACGGCAGGGAUAAAUGCCUACGAUGAGGGUAAAUUCAUCUUACUGCACCAUGCAUUGUAAAAAUACAAUUUUAUCAUUUGAAAUGUCCAUUUUUGUUGUUAAGGAGCAAUAAAAUGCACUCUAUUCGCUACGAA
Centrocercus urophasianus (Greater sage-grouse) is the source of this 2059-nucleotide messenger RNA. It is a transcript of the gene FGGY, whose product is annotated as FGGY carbohydrate kinase domain containing. The record is from RefSeq and is a predicted model, not a curated record. The coding region runs from base 187 to 1905 and encodes 572 amino acids. NCBI's taxonomy places the organism in Eukaryota, Metazoa, Chordata, Aves, Galliformes, Phasianidae. Gene Ontology annotation, molecular function: phosphotransferase activity, alcohol group as acceptor; kinase activity. The transcript is spliced from 17 exons. Gene Ontology annotation, biological process: carbohydrate metabolic process.